CAAUACCGGCAUCGACCCACAAGAUAGCGAAAAGGGUGACGAAUGAGUACCGGCGCUGUGCCCGGAUUUCCACUACCGGUGCUCGAGCAUACGAGUAUUGUACACUCGGGGCGGGAAUAAAAUCCGUAAACAUUGAUGUAGUGAAUGCUCAAUAACUGGAUAUUCGGGCUUAGCCAGGUAGCAGCUUCGGAAAUCAAAAUUUACCGAUUUUCAUCUUUAAAGCGUUCGCGGAAUUUCUUCUCUUUUAACAUAUAUACCCCUGCAUGUGCAUACGGCCUAUGGACUUCAUUUCUACCCCCCCUCCAAGUUCUGUUCACGGACUAACCUUGACACCCGAGUAUCAGCGGUGCAGCACCAUACGUACAGUACGAGUGUGGCCUUCAGCUAGGGCACAGAUUGAGGUCGUUCGGGAACGCGACAGCCCGAAACCCACCAAAAUCGAGGGGUUUUUGUAUGGGAAAGAUACAUUGGAGCGGACCUUGGUUAGUUCACAUGCUCACGGCUUAGUAUGAGCUUGAGCUGAGAGCCUGAAAUGGAAUAUAUCAUACUUCGGACAUGCUAAAAGUUUUUUUUCAAAGCAGAUUCCAUUUGUACUCGCACCACAAAGGCCAAUGAAUGGGCUUGGCAAACCGCAAUCAGCAACAGUUUUUUUUUUACACCACGGGCGCAAGUACCAGGUCAGAUAUCUCCGUACAAGGCAGGGAUUAUCUUGCUGGCUACUAUCCUUGCCUUGUACGAAAGCAUCUUACCUGGUACUUUUACUUUGACGAAUUCACUUCUUUGCUCGUCAAACACCCCGUACCCCUACUGUAUCUGUGUUCGCCACUCGACGGGUUAAGGCUACGGCUACGGUGCAAGGAGGUGAGAAGGGUGGGUUUGCUGCCCCCAUUACACCAUGAGUAACUCACUGGGUUAGGUGUCACAAUCGCUAUAAUUUAUUAUAGAAGCCACAGGAUUUAGGAGACUGGUUGUGGCUUGCCUGUGAAGGGUGGUUUUAGUUAUAGUGUGAACGGGGGUGGCGAGCUCGCACCUCUCCCUUCCCGACGCCAUACCAUGGGUAGAGAAGGAGAGCCAUCGCUACUUAUACCCCCCAAGCUCAGACUACCCCCCGCUGAAUCAUGCGGUAACUUAAGGGGGUUGUCGAAAACUAGCGUCUCAACAAGUGGAUGGUUGAGUUUCGUAGCCCGAUGUUAGUGUACUUUUAACAUCUCUUUCAGGUUCUUGCUCGUUGUGUUGCGUUUAUAUCCUUCCACGGCUGACGGGGAAAAGUGUGCGGGACAGUUAAUAUAGACGGCAAUUUUUUCUGUAUUGAUCUAGAAGGGAGCUGUGAUAUAGGGUGAGAAUUUAGAAUCCCGGAGUUGGACCUUCUUAUCGUGGACUGUCGCCGCCAAUCAAUAGAGCAUUUGGGCAAGGGGUUCGGAGGGCAUUUUCAGAGGGACACUUUAUCGGAAUUGGGCGGUAACCUUCAGGUGGAUCAGCAAUUACAAAGGCUAGACGCUACCUGACUAUCUACCCAGCCAUUCGAACUCCG
Tuber aestivum (summer truffle) is the source of this 1531-nucleotide messenger RNA. Lineage: Eukaryota; Fungi; Ascomycota; Pezizomycetes; Pezizales; Tuberaceae. The record is from the annotation of a GenBank genome assembly.